AUGGGUCUUUUUGCAAAGGAUCAUGCCCUCGAGGCCGUUGAGUUGCGCACGCGAAGCGCAAAGCCUGGGUUGCGCGGAUUCGAGUUCGAGAAGCUCCCUCGCACAGUGCGCCACCAAAUAUACAGAGAAUUAUUGCUCAAGCCAGUAGACGACGAUAGCGCAGCAGAGGAUGAUGGUGACAGCUACGCUAGCGAACAUGACAAACUAAGUGAACGCAUCGAAGGGCUGAUGGUCGAGAUUGGAGAAGGAGACAAUCAAAUGCACCCAGAGAUCAUGCGUACCAACAAGAAGAUCCACGAUGAAGCCGCCGCUGUCCUUCGCCUCAUCACCAAACUGCGCCUCUACGUCAGCACCAGGGGCAAUGAGCACGACCGUACCCAGGCAGUCGCAAUCUACUGGACCACCAUAAACGUCAACCACGUAUGCAAGAAGCUCACCUUGAACGAUCUCAAGAUCCUCAAGGUGGACUUUUACAACGCUCUUGGUCGCAAGCAUGGUGGAUCAGCACGCAAAGGAUACUAUGGAGAACGGUGCUUGGAGCCUUUUAAAAAAUGCCGAGCCGAGAAGCGAUCGCACUUCUUCAUCAACGACUAUUCUUCUCCAGCUUACGCACCCAAGUUGAAGGCCGUGAUCGAAGGCCCCAAGGAUGCGAAGUUCUUGGCUCGCCGCAAGGCAAAGGAAGACGAGUCGGAAAGUGAUUUCGAUGACCAAGGAGGCUCUGGGAAUUAA
Messenger RNA from Letharia columbiana, 729 nucleotides. RefSeq lists its product as uncharacterized. The transcript has 3 exons. NCBI's taxonomy places the organism in Eukaryota, Fungi, Ascomycota, Lecanoromycetes, Lecanorales, Parmeliaceae. The coding region runs from base 1 to 729 and encodes 242 amino acids. The record is from RefSeq and is a predicted model, not a curated record.